CAGUCAUUCACUACACAGAUGGAGUUACCUUAAGAAACUUACGGUGGAAUCGAUGGACUUACAAUGUUUUUGUUUAUUUCCAGGGUUAAAUUUGUAUCUCCAUUAUCUGACGACGAAACUGAAAUAGCAAGAAAUAAAUUAAUGCUUCUUUAUGAAGAAAAGCUCAAGUCUAUACACAGUUGAACAGCUAACAGGAGAGAUUGCGAUUGUUUUGGAAUCUCUUUUCGAACUUUUGGAACGACGUUUAUGGGAAGUAUUCAUUAAAAAUUAGAUUUUUUUAAUUAUUAGUGUAAGGCUAAGUCAGAUAUUUCCUCCGUGACUGACACAAACUGACCGGUCCAUCAUAAUAAUCGAGAUAGAAGCAGAUUCACGAUGUUUCCAGCCAGCGAUAGGAGUGAUGCACAUGUUUUAAGAGAAACAGCAGCAGCUUCUGAGUCAGUCAUCAGCGUAAAGAAAUUUCUUGCAUCCUGGGACAAAGAUAUACAUGAGUUAUCCCGUUAUUCUUCAGAAAGAGAAUCAAAUUCAUACAUUGCAAGGAAUAUGGGAGUUGCUGAUGAUCUCGUGGAAGAGCUGUCUGAUGUGUGUGGAGUUCAAACUUUGUUGUGUGGAGAGGAACCAGCAGAUAAAAACCAUCUCCUGAAGAUGAAGGGCUUGCCAAAACACAUUGAUCUCACAUGUGUCAAAUACCAAGAACGAGAGCUUGAGCGGCGAAAACAAGUGGAUUACAAACUGUUUGCAAUGCAGAAGAUGAAAUAUAGAGUCAUGGAUGUUAUGAAGCUUCCACCAGACAGCAGCGUGGAAGUACCAACAGAGAGAAGAGUUCAGAUCCCUAAUGUUGUACUGACAGUGAAAAUACUUCGUCCUAAAGUGAACAGUUCCGUUGUUGGAAAGGGAGAGACUUUUCUUGUCUUGGGAACUCAGAAGCUGACAGAGCUGCGUGACCACAUUACCUGCAUGAAAGACGAUGCCAUAGCAGGAGAUCUGAGCGACUACCCCACAAUUGGAAAACAAGUUCUUGAGCCAGCAAAGAACAUCUACAAAUCAGCCCUGUUCUUCAUUGAGAAUACCUUCUAUAAUGAUAUGAGAGAGCCAGACAAUAGGGAUUACAGCUUACCUAUUUUGCAGUGGGCUGCAGAAGUAAAGCACGGAUCAGGGAACUUCAGCACAGCGAAAAUGGAAGAAACUACAUUCAGUGAUCUUGAGAUUCAGUUUGGUGUGCCAUACCUCUACCAGCAUCAAGGAAAUUGUGAACAUUUGCUUGUCUUCACCGACUUGAGAUUGCUGCAUUCUGAGGAUCCCCAGGACAUCACCAUGUACCCUUUUCUAGUGAGCGAGACGAUUAACAAGCGUACCAUAUGUAGGGCCUGCCAGAUGGAAUCUGCACGGUGGAUGGUUGUUGACAGUCCACUGACACCUGAGAGCCCCUGUUUCAUGUGUAAUGUGUGUUUCAUGGCAUUGCACUACAUCAAUGGACAGAGAGUGUGUAAUUUCGAGGCAUACAAAUACCGUGAAAAACUGGCUGACUUAUAGCUGUGUGCAUGUGCAUAUGCAAUUUUGUGUCAUCGACUGCAUGGUGUUUAAUUUUUGUCUCUGGUUCUUAUGACGUUUGACAUCUCAUGAAAUAAACACUUGCAGAGGGCUUGCAUUAAAAUAUUUUAUCAUU
Messenger RNA from Pomacea canaliculata, 1663 nucleotides. Its product is annotated as snRNA-activating protein complex subunit 3-like. Bases 373 to 1530 code for a protein of 385 amino acids. Gene Ontology annotation, molecular function: RNA polymerase II cis-regulatory region sequence-specific DNA binding; RNA polymerase III type 3 promoter sequence-specific DNA binding; bent DNA binding. The transcript has 9 exons. The record is from RefSeq and is a predicted model, not a curated record. Gene Ontology annotation, biological process: snRNA transcription by RNA polymerase II; snRNA transcription by RNA polymerase III. Gene Ontology annotation, cellular component: snRNA-activating protein complex. Lineage: Eukaryota; Metazoa; Mollusca; Gastropoda; Architaenioglossa; Ampullariidae.